AUGGGAAUUUUACUACCACGCAAAGCCAAGAAGACUAAGAAGUCAAAGAAAGAUGAGCCUACUUCUCUUGCGAAGAAAGCGAAGAGUUCAAUCUCAUCCAAAUCCACAAAGCAGAUGUCAGAAACUGUUGCUAUGGCAGUCGAAGCAACAAUAGUGAUUACACCAGUUGUGGAAGAGUCACAAGAAGAUGUGGUGAUUCCUUCGAAAAUAGGGAUGUUUCGAAGAAUCAAGAUGAAAUCCAAGCACAAACGCAAAUCUUCAUCUAUGAAACUGCUUCACAAACCUCAACUUUCUUUUCAAGGUGUAAUGUUUCGUGAGGUUCCGGUUCCUGUUUCUCCUGCAUCCAAGAAAAGGGCAGCCGAAGAUAUGGCUAAACAUUUAUCCCAACUAACAAAGAAGAAGACGAAGAAGUCUAGGAAGAUUGUUUUAUCAAAUGAGUCUACUGAAGAAGAUGAGCGAGUACCAGAAACUCCAGAGACCACUAUUCUUACAAGCUCAAUUCCAGAGACCACGGUCAUAUUCACCCCUGAAGUUUCGAUUGCCAAUUCACUUGUUGAGGAGGUACGAACUUCAGGCUUGGGUGAAAAUGUUUCGAAGGAUGCAGCUCAAGGCUCUGUUAUCUAUACUCCUUUUGAAACUUUCAUUUCUGUUCCACCAACAUCAACCAUUCAUUCUACUUCAACUACUAUAUAUGUAACCUUUGAACACAUCCUCAAUCACCCAAUCACUUCCAUGUUCUCUUCUCAAUCAACUGAAACCCCUAAACCAACUUCACCCACUGAAACUGAUCAUGAAGGGUUUGGAGGAACAUUUGAAGACUUGGAAUUUCAAGAUGAAGAACAAGAUUUCCCUGAUCACAUGCUCAUGAUGAUGAAACAAUACAAGAUCUUGAAUAAAAAGUUGAACUCCAUUAUUCAAUCCCAAGCUGAUCUUGGAGGAGGUUCAUCAAUUUCUAGUCUGGAGGUUGAUUCAAUGCUAAAGAUGUGCGAAUCCAGAAUAAUUGCCAAAGUAUUAGGGAUGUUGAAGGCUUCAGAGAUUGUGCUUAUGGAGAAGAUUGAUUAUUCAGAUGAAAACACUGAGCUACAUCUUAAAAAUCAAAGAAAUGAUUUUCUGGGGGAAGUGAAAGAUUUAAGAAGUAUAGCAAAAGAAAGACAUGUUCUUUUUGUCCAUGAGGUUAAGAAGGUGAGAGAGGAUGUGAAUUUGAAAAUUCAAGAGCCUCAUGAACAAAUGAAUAGAGAAAUUAUAUAUCUGUUCAACAUGAUUAUGCGUCCUUACAUCAGAAGGAGUGGUGAAGCUGUUGAAAGCGCUGAAGGAGAUAUCUACAAAACCAAUUUCAUCUCCAUUGAUUACUCUUGA
Molecule: messenger RNA, 1356 nt
Organism: Lactuca saligna
Lineage: Eukaryota; Viridiplantae; Streptophyta; Magnoliopsida; Asterales; Asteraceae
Source: the annotation of a GenBank genome assembly